CAAACCGAAGAAGGAAGGAAGGGCCGAGAGCGACAAGGGAAAGCCAAGCCAAGCCUUACUGCAGCAGCCAUGGCGUCGUCCGGACUCGAGCCCAUCGACGUGGACAGCAUCAUCGAGAAGCUGCUGAGCGUGCGCGGCGCGCGCCCCGGGAAGCAGGUGAACCUGACGGAGACGGAGAUCCGCGGGCUGUGCCUGCACGCACGCGAGGUGUUCCUGGCGCAGCCCAUUCUGGUGGAGCUGGAGGCGCCCAUCAAGAUCUGCGGUGACAUCCACGGCCAGUACUACGACCUGCUGCGUCUGUUCGAGUACGGCGGCUUCCCCCCGGACGCCAACUACCUGUUCCUCGGGGACUACGUGGACCGCGGCAAACAGAGUCUGGAGACCAUCUGCCUGCUGCUGGCGUACAAGAUCAAGUACCCGGAGAACUUUUUCAUCCUGCGCGGCAACCACGAGUGCGCGUCCAUCAACCGCAUCUACGGUUUCUACGACGAGUGCAAGCGCCGUUACAACAUCAAGCUCUGGAAGACCUUCACGGACUGCUUUAACUGCCUGCCCGUGGCUGCCAUCGUGGAUGAGAAGAUCUUCUGCAUGCACGGCGGCCUGUCGCCCGAGCUGAGCCAGAUGGAGCAGAUCAAGCGCUUCGUGCGCCCCACGGACGUGCCCGACACUGGCCUGCUCUGCGACCUGCUGUGGUCCGACCCCGACAAGGACAUUAUGGGCUGGGGAGAGAACGACCGCGGCGUAUCCUUCACGUUCGGCCCGGACAUCGUGAGCCAGUUUCUCAAGCGCCACGACCUCGACCUGAUCUGCCGAGCCCACCAGGUGGUGGAGGACGGCUAUGAGUUCUUUGCCAAGCGUCAGCUGGUCACGCUCUUCUCAGCACCCAACUACUGCGGCGAGUUCGACAACGCCGGCGCCAUGAUGUCUGUGGACGAGACGCUUAUGUGCUCGUUCCAGAUCCUCAAGCCUGCGGAGAAGAAGCAGCGUUAUGCGUACAACGGUCUGGGCACGCAGCGUCCGGCCACGCCGCCGCGGAAGUAGGAAGAACGCUCGAAGAACGCCAUGCAGAUUUCGUUAGGGUCUGUAUUGUGCUAAGCAGCGAGGGUCGGCCGGUCGGCCGGCCUGCAUAGUCAUCCAUCCCCAUACAUGUGAUUUGAUUUUAUCGAUAUGAUAGCGCGAGCUCGAUUGAUUGAACACGCACCCCCGUCCUCCUCCCUCCAGCAGAGUUAAUUGCAGCAAGGUAUCGACCGCUGGAAGCUCGCCACGGGGUGCUUCAAC
Phytophthora sojae is the source of this 1278-nucleotide messenger RNA. RefSeq lists its product as hypothetical. NCBI's taxonomy places the organism in Eukaryota, Oomycota, Peronosporomycetes, Peronosporales, Peronosporaceae. The record is from RefSeq and is a predicted model, not a curated record. Gene Ontology annotation, cellular component: nucleus; cytoplasm. Gene Ontology annotation, molecular function: protein serine/threonine phosphatase activity. The coding region runs from base 70 to 1041 and encodes 323 amino acids. The transcript is spliced from 3 exons.